UUAAGUUAAUACGGGUUAAUUCAACUUUCGGUUUUGGAAAGACUUGUGUAGUAUAUUGAAAAUAUUUUACACAUUUUAAGACAUUUAAUGAAUAAAUAUGACAAAUUAUAUAUUGUCAUUUCUAGUUCUCUGUCUAAGUUUAGAGAUGAUAUUUUAUAUACAAAAACUGGAGACGUUACAGCUAGAGUACCGCUAUCUGCUAUCUGCUGAUGUACAUGACCUGAAAGAGAGUUGUUCAAGGGAAAAUUGCCAAGGGCCAACGGAAACAACAUGUGUCAAUGAUAAAACAUCUAGUAACAGUCGACCUAUCGUUAAUGCAUUCUCUGUCAGUGACCCAAGAUCUGUGUCUCCAGCAGAAUCUCUAAAUAAACUACAGAACUAUUCUAAAGUUCAUUUCAACGAAGGAACGGAUUUUAACGCGGAAACAGGGAUAUUUUCUUGUACUAAACCAGGGGUGUAUUAUUUCACUGCCUCUCUCAUCAAAAAGCGUGCAUAUGAUAAUACCGAAAAAGUUGAUCUGGUACAUUGUAUUAUUUACAAAAACACAGUAACCAUGCUGGAAUUACGUGUUGAUCCUACCGACGGCCCUAAAGUUGACGUUGAUAAUAUCUCUGCAGAUAUUGGAAGUACGGCUGUGACUAACUCGAUGGUUGUAAGACUUCAAAAAGGCGACACAGUCUAUCUAGGGGAUUGUGACAACCCACUAACAUCUCUGGAGUCUUGGUCUUCUUUCUCAGGAUUCUUGUUAUACCCAGAUGUCGGAAGCAUUUAACCGUUAAGAUAUGCAUAUUGUCAGUUUACGCCGUUUACAGAUAUGUGUUUAUCAUUUAAACUUAUAACGACAAUAGUCAGCGAUUUCGAAUGUGUUUUUGCGACAGUAUUGGGGUUUGCAGUAAGGGAAUCAUGCGUUUUUUUUGCUAUCAUCUUGCUAUAUUAUCAUUUUAUAUAAGCUUACCGCUCCUUGAAUAUUAUUAACAGAAGGCACAUAUGUGUUACUACAUGAUCACAGAUGAUUAAUUGUCACACCCUUAAGUAAUCAACGUGAAUAGAGCAUCUAGCGAUGCACCUUUGGGAGUUUAGGCUAUAUUACGUUUUUCUUCUACUGCAUCUGGGGUAACUGUUUCUUUUUGUCUUAUAGAUGCCCUCGGUUAUCUUAUAUAAAGUGAAUAGGAAAUAUCUUGCAUAAACAGACACUCCCCAAAAACCCUGACUGUCCUCUGGGGGAAGAUCCAAUGGUUUAUGAGCUACAUUGCGAUUACUUAAAAAAAGAAAUCUCAUCAUCAGCAUGUAAAAUGGCCACCCUGAAAAUUGGCACAUUUGUACGUCCGACCGUCUCUGUGUCUGUUUUUGCGAAAAUGAUAUUGCAUUUUGUUGCUUUUAAUCAUAGUCUGUUGUCGGUCCUGAUUCAUGAGUAAAAUACGUAGUAUUAGUUUUUUUAUUAUAAAUAUUAUAUGCUUUGUUUUUAUAAUCGAAAAGUAAAAGUCAUGUCUGAGAUCAUAAUAAGAGCCAUCACGCAC
Molecule: messenger RNA, 1517 nt
Organism: Ruditapes philippinarum (Manila clam)
Lineage: Eukaryota; Metazoa; Mollusca; Bivalvia; Venerida; Veneridae
Product: complement C1q tumor necrosis factor-related protein 7-like
Exons: 2
Coding region: 98-772 (224 amino acids)
Molecular function (GO): protein binding
Source: RefSeq, a predicted model, not a curated record